Messenger RNA from Rhodotorula graminis WP1, 572 nucleotides. RefSeq lists its product as uncharacterized. NCBI's taxonomy places the organism in Eukaryota, Fungi, Basidiomycota, Microbotryomycetes, Sporidiobolales, Sporidiobolaceae. The transcript has a single exon. The record is from RefSeq and is a predicted model, not a curated record. The coding region runs from base 165 to 470 and encodes 101 amino acids.
CGCUCUUCUUAUUUCUCUCCUCCCUCUGCGUUUCGCGUGACUGACGCACGUCCUUCAGCAGACCUGCCGACGCACUACACCUCGUCUCGACUCGCCUCGACUCAACAUCAGCCGCGCCUGCCGCCGCUCUUCCUUUUCGGCUCCUCGACCUCGCCCUCGCAUCGAUGGCUCUUUCGAGCCCGAGCGUCCCUCCUUCCGCCGACGACCCCACCUGCGCCUCGGAACGCUUCUCCCGUCGAGCGAGCUGCGACGCUCGACUUCGCGCGCUCGCCGGCACAUUUCCCUGCUCGCUGCGCUCGCGAGCUAGCCGAGCCAGCGCGGCGCGAGCCCAGCUCGGGCUGCUGUGCUCCGCUUCUCCGAGCGCCACGCGAGCGAGCGCCGGUGCUCUUUCGAGGAGGGGCGAGGAGGAUGGCAAACGCUGUCGGCCGAGGACGAGGGCGUCGGGCCGACGAGGAGCCUUCCCAAGGUGACGAGGGUCAAGCCUGGGCGCUCAGGUCGACCGAGUGCCGGCGGCUGAAGGCUGCAGGGCGUCGGCGAGGGCUGCGUGUGUGCUGGCGAGACGCCCCGGCGGC